Molecule: messenger RNA, 6773 nt
Organism: Bombyx mori (domestic silkworm)
Lineage: Eukaryota; Metazoa; Arthropoda; Insecta; Lepidoptera; Bombycidae
Gene: l(3)72Ab
Product: U5 small nuclear ribonucleoprotein 200 kDa helicase
Exons: 43
Coding region: 254-6709 (2151 amino acids)
Molecular function (GO): nucleic acid binding; ATP binding
Source: RefSeq, a predicted model, not a curated record
AUAAAACAAAUCACACAACUUCACUCCUCGCGUUCCCGCCAAAAAGUCUCCGGUAACGUAAUGAAAAUCACAGCACAGAUACACGAAAUAUUUACGAGCAUAGAGCCAUAGAUUAUACACAUAAAGUAAAAAUGGCUGCGGCGGUCUAACCUUAAACUGUGUUAUUUUAAAUUGUAAUUUCGAAUUUAAAAUACCUUCCUGCAUUUUUUGUCAAAUAACAAGAGUAAAGCUACAUUCUUGUAUAUAGUGAAGCAUGGCUGACGCGGCUGCCAGACAGCUGCAGUAUGAGUACAAGGCCAACUCGAAUCUUGUACUGCAAGCUGAUGUAAGGUUAAUAGAGAGACGUGGUCGAGAUGAAGCGACCGGUGAAGUUUUGUCGCUGUCUGGAAAGCUCACAGGAACUAAGAUGGGUGAUCGAGCUCAACGCACUAAACCAGAUAAAGCUGAGGAGAGAAAGGCUAAGCGUCAAAAACGUGAUGAAGCCUCCUACGAACUCUCUAAAUCAAAAUCCAGUCGUGUGGCUUGGGCUGAUGAUGCUCCAGGCGUUCUAUACCGUCCCAGAGCCCAACACACUAGACAUACCUAUGAACUACUGCUUGCGUUCAUGCAGAGCUCUCUCGGAGACCAGCCAAGGGAUAUAUUAUGCGGCGCUUGUGAUGAGGUACUCUUAGUUCUAAAGAACGAUAAAUUGAAAGAUCCAGAGAAGAAGAAGGAAAUUGAGAUGCUCCUCGGUUCCAUACCAGACGAGAGAUUUGCUUUACUUGUCAAUUUAGGCAAGAAAAUAACAGACUUCAACAUGACCACGGCAACAGAGAGCAACACCGAAAUAGACGAGACAUACGGCAUCAAUGUGCAGUUUGAAGAGUCCUCUGAGGAAGAUGAUGAAGAUGCAUAUGGGGAGGUAAGAGAAGAAGAUAAAGAAGAUGGUGAAGGGUCAGAGAAUGAGAAAGAAAAAGAAUCCAGCGGAGAAGAGGACAGUGAUACAGAGGGGAAGAGGAAUGCCAUUCACACUAAUCUGAGCGAGGAGCAAAUUAACAAACGCCACUCACAGUCUCUGCAUCCGAUGGAUAUAGAUGCUUACUGGCUGCAGAGACGACUGUCCAGACAUUUUCCUGACGCUAUGCUGUCUCAGGCGAAAUCCACGGACGUGCUGAAGGCGCUCGCCGAGGCUGCCGACGACAGAGACCUGGAGAACAGGCUGGUCCUGCUGCUCGGUUACGACUGCUUCGACUUCGUCAAGAUAUUGAACAAGUACAGGUUCAUGAUCCUGUAUUGCACGAAGCUGGCGUCCUCCCAGUCGGAGAGCGAGCGCGUGUCGAUACGUGAGGAGAUGUCCCGGCAGCCUCACCUGCAGAAGAUCCUCGCGCAAUUGGAGACCGGCAAUGGAGAUGAUGAGAAAAUGGAUACUCACUCUGAGGCCCCUCGAAAGAGGCACAAAUCUGAAGCCGAGAGCAGCUCUACAUCUGGGCAGGUAGCGGGUUCUAGGAAGGUGGUGCAGCUCGAGGACCUGGUGUUCGCGGCUGGAUCGCACUUCAUGGCCAACAAGAGGUGCCAGCUGCCACCGGGUUCAUUCAGGAAGCAGCGGAAAGGUUACGAAGAAGUCCACGUGCCGGCUCUGAAACCGAAGCCGUUUGAAGAAAACGAGACACUAGUGCCGAUCGAGAAGCUGCCCAAAUACGUCCAGCCAGCGUUCGAGGGAUUCAAGACCCUGAAUAGAAUACAGAGCCGCAUAUCGAAGCCGGCGCUGGAGUCGGACGAGAAUCUGCUGGUGUGCGCGCCCACCGGGGCCGGCAAGACCAACGUGGCGCUGCUGUGCGUGCUUCGCGAGGUCGGCAAGCACGUCAACGACGACGGCACUGUCAAUGUCAACGACUUCAAGAUGAUAUACGUCGCGCCGAUGCGCUCGCUCGUGCAGGAAAUGGUGGGCAACUUCAGCAAGCGUCUGUCCGCUUACAACAUGAAGGUCUCCGAGUUGACCGGCGACCACCAGCUCACGAGGGAGCAGAUCGAGGCCACGCAGCUCAUCGUGUGCACUCCGGAGAAGUGGGACAUCAUCACCAGGAAGGGCGGUGAGCGCUCCUUCACGAACCUGGUCCGGCUUAUAAUCAUAGACGAGGUCCACUUGUUGCACGACGAGCGCGGGCCCGUGCUGGAGGCGCUGGUGGCGCGGACCCUGCGGACGGUCGAGCAGACUCGGGAGGAGGUGCGGCUCGUGGGCCUAUCCGCCACGCUGCCUAACUACACGGACGUGGCCACCUUCCUGCGCGUACGACCCGAGAAGGGACUCUUCUACUUCGACAACUCCUUCAGACCGGUGGCCCUCGAGCAGCAGUACAUCGGCGUGACGGAGAAGAAGGCUCUCAAGCGGUUCCAGGUGAUGAACGACAUCGUCUACGAGAAGGUGAUGGAGCACGCAGGCAAGAACCAGAUAUUAGUGUUCGUCCACUCGCGCAAGGAGACCGGGAAGACGGCGCGCGCGAUCCGCGACAUGUGCCUCGAGAAGGACACGCUUGGACACUUUUUGAGAGAGGGGUCGGCUAGUAUGGAGGUCCUGCGCACUGAGGCCGAGCAGGUCAAGAACCCUGAGCUGCGGGAGCUGCUGCCGUACAGCUUCGCCAUACAUCACGCCGGCAUGAGCAGGGUGGACAGGACGCUGGUCGAGGAUCUGUUCGCUGAUAGGCACAUACAGGUGCUGGUGUCGACGGCGACCUUAGCGUGGGGCGUGAACCUGCCCGCGCACACCGUCAUCGUGAAGGGCACGCAGGUGUACUGCCCCGAGAAGGGCCGCUGGACAGAGCUGGGCGCGCUCGACGUGCUGCAGAUGCUAGGCCGCGCCGGGAGACCGCAGUACGACACCAAGGGAGAAGGCAUCCUGAUAACGAACCACUCGGAGCUGCAGUACUACCUGUCGCUGCUGAACCAGCAGCUGCCCAUAGAGUCGCAGCUGGUGAGCAAGUUGCCGGACAUGCUGAACGCGGAGAUCGUGCUGGGCUCGGUGCAGAGCGUCCGGGACGCCGUCACGUGGCUGGGCUACACGUAUCUAUACAUCCGCAUGCUGAGGCAGCCGGCGCUGUACGGAGUCUCCCCGGAGAAGAUGCAGGACGACAAUCUGCUGGAACUGCACCGUGCCGACCUGGUGCACACCGCCGCCAGUCUACUGGACAAGGCCGGCCUGAUCAAAUACGAGAAGAAGUCCGGCCACUUCCAGCCGACGGAGCUGGGCCGCAUCGCCUCGCACUUCUACUGCACGUACGAGACGAUGCAGUCGUACAACCAGCUGCUGAAGCCGACGCUCGGCGAGAUCGAGCUGUUCCGCGUGUUCUCGCUCUCCGCCGAGUUCAAGCACAUCGCCGUCCGCGAGGAGGAGAAGCUGGAGCUGCAUAAGCUCAUGGAGAGGGUGCCGAUCCCUAUAAAGGAGAGCAUAGAGGAGUCCUCGGCGAAGAUCAACGUGCUGCUGCAGGCGUACAUCUCGCAGCUGAAGCUCGAGGGGUUCGCGCUGAUGGCGGACAUGGUGUACGUCACGCAGUCCGCCUGCAGGCUGCUCAGGGCCAUCUUCGAGAUUGUACUGUACAGAGGCUGGGCGCAGCUGGUGGACAAAACACUGGCGCUGUGCAAGAUGGUGGACAGAAGGAUGUGGCAGUCCAUGUCGCCGUUGAGACAGUUUAAGAAGAUACCCGAAGAGGUCAUAAAGAAACUCGAGAAGAAGAACUUCCCGUGGGAGAAGCUGUACGAGCUGGGCCCCAACGAGAUCGGCGAGCUGGUCCGCGCUCCGAAGCUGGGCAAGAUGCUGCACAAGUACGUGCACCAGUUCCCGAAGCUGGAGCUCGCGACGCACAUCCAGCCCAUCACCAGGUCGACGCUCAGGGUCGAGCUCACCAUCACGCCGGACUUCCAUUGGGACGAGAAAAUCCACGGACAGUCGGAGGCGUUCUGGAUCCUGGUGGAGGACGUGGACUCUGAGGUGAUCCUCCACCACGAGUAUUUCCUGCUCAAGCAGAAGUACUGCAAGGACGAGCACCAGGUGAAGCUGUUCGUGCCGGUCUUCGAGCCCCUGCCUCCUCAGUACUUCCUGAGGGUCGUGUCCGAUAGAUGGAUAGCAGCGGAGACGCAGCUUCCGGUGUCGUUCCGGCACCUCAUCCUGCCCGAGAAGAACUUCCCGCCGACCGAGCUGCUGGACCUGCAGCCGCUGCCCAUCUCGGCACUCCGGAAUGCCAAGUACGAGGAGCUGUACAACGACACCUUCCCGCAGUUCAACCCGGUGCAGACGCAGGUGUUCAACGCAGUGUACAACUCUGACGACAACGUGUUCGUGGGUGCGCCGUCGGGCUCGGGCAAGUCGCUGGUUGCGGAGCUGGCGCUGCUGCGGAUGCUGUCCCGGGACGCGGGCGGGCGCGCCGUGUACCUGCUGCCCAAGGACGCGCUGGCGGACAUCGUGUUCGCGCACUGCUACCACAAGUUCGGGACCAAGUUCAAUCUUAAGGUGGUCCAGCUGACCGGCGAGACUGCUACGGACCACAAGCUGCUCAACAAAGGCCAGAUCAUCAUAACGACGGCCGAUAAGUGGGACAUACUCUCCCGGAGAUGGAAAGUACGCAAGAGCGUCCAGAGCGUGUCGCUGCUGAUCGCGGACGCGCUGCAGCUGCUGGGCGGCGAGGAGGGGCCGGUCGUGGAGGUGGUCUGCUCUAGGAUGAGGUACAUCGCCUCUCAGACAGGGAAGCCGAUCCGUAUAGUGGCCCUGUCGCUACCGCUGGCCGACGCCCGCGACGUUGCCCAGUGGCUCGGCUGCAACGCGAAUGCCACCUUCAAUUUCCACCCUAGCGUCAGAUCCCUCCCACUAGAGUUGCACAUCCAGGGCUUCAACAUAUCGCACGCGCCGACCCGGCUGACGGCCAUGACGAAGCCCAUCUACAACGCGAUCCGGCGGCACGCGGGCACCCGCCCCUGCGCAGUGUUCGUGAGCUCGCGCCGCGCCGCCCGCCUGCUCGCCGCCGACCUGCUGGCGCUGGCGGCCGCGCGCGCAGCCCCCGCCGCCUUCCUGCACGCCUCGCGCGACCUGCUCGCGCCCUUCCUCGACGCCGUGCAGGACAAGAUGCUGAAGGAGACGCUGUCCGCGGGCGUGGCGUACCUGCACGCGGGCGUGUCCGCCGGCGACCGGCGCGUGGUGCAGCAGCUGGUAGAGUGCGGCGCCGCGCAGCUGUGCGUGGUCGCCGCCGAGCUGGCCUGGAGCUUCGCCGCGCACGUGCACACCGUCAUCGUGGCCGACACGUGCACGUACAACGGCAAGCUGCACUCGUACGAGCAGUACCCGAUAACGACGGUGCUGCAGAUGAUCGGGCGCGCGUGCCGCCCGCUGGAGGACGACCACUCGGUGGCGGUGCUCAUGUGCGCCGCGCACCACAAGACCUUCUUCACCAAGUUGCUCAACGACUGUCUGCCGCUGGAGAGUCACUUGGACCACAGACUCCACGAUCACAUGAACGCCGAGAUAGUGACGAAGACCAUAGAGAACAAGCAAGACGCCGUCGACUACUUGACCUGGACAUUCCUGUACCGGCGGCUCACGCAGAACCCCAACUACUACAACUUACAGGGGGUCACGCACAGGCACCUGUCGGACCACCUCUCCGAGCUGGUGGAGACUACGCUGACGGAUCUUGAGCAGUCCAAGUGCAUCGCGAUAGAGGAUGAAAUGGAUGUCCAGCCACUGAACUUGGGGAUGAUAGCCUCAUACUACUAUAUCAACUAUACGACCAUAGAACUGUUUAGUUUGUCUCUGACGAGCAAAACGAAGAUCCGCGGCCUGCUCGAGAUAAUAUCGUCGGCGGCCGAGUACUCGGACCUCUGCAUCCGACACCGGGAGGAGAACAUCAUCAAAUCUCUCGCCUCCAAGGUCCCGCACAAGCCGACGGCCCCGUCUGGCGGCGCCGUGCGGCACAACGACCCGCACGUGAAGGCGCACGUGCUGCUCCAGGCGCACCUCUCCAGGAUGCAACUACCCGCCGAGCUGCAGGCCGACACCGCGCUCGUGCUCACCAAGGCGCUUCGGCUGAUCCAGGCGUGCGUGGACGUGGUGUCCAGCAGCGGGUGGCUGGCGCCCGCCGUGGCCGCCAUGGAGCUAGCCCAGAUGGUGACGCAGGCCAUGUGGGCCAAGGACUCGUACCUAAGGCAGCUGCCGCACUUCACGCCCGAGCUGGUGCAACGCUGCGCUGACAAGGGCGUGGAGACCGUGUUCGACGUGAUGGAGCUGGAGGACACCGCCAGAGCCAAGCUGCUGCAGCUGUCUCCCGCCGAGAUGGCAGACGUGGCGCGCUUCUGUAACCGGUACCCCAACGUGGAGCUCAACUAUGAGGUGAAGAACGAGCGCCACCUGCGCGCCGGGAAGCCGAUCGUGGUGGAGGUUUCGCUGGAGAGGGAGGACGACGUCCUCGGCCCGGUCAUAGCGCCCUUCUUCCCCCAGAAACGCGAGGAGGGCUGGUGGGUCGUGAUCGGAGACCCCAAGAGCAACACGCUGCUCUCCAUCAAGCGGGUGUCGCUGGCCAGGAGCGCCAAGGUCCGGCUGGACUUCGUGUGUGGCGGCGCGGGGCGGCACACGUACACCCUGUACUUCAUGUCCGACGCGUACCUAGGUGCCGACCAGGAGUACAAGUUCAACGUUGAGGUGGCAGACGCGGCGUCCGACUCCAGCGAGGACUCGGACCAGUACGGCUGACCUCAUCCGACCUGACCCGACCUUCGUAUAGUAUAAUAAGUGAUAAUAAAGCUGUGGAAAUUGU